Molecule: messenger RNA, 3096 nt
Organism: Haplochromis burtoni (Burton's mouthbrooder)
Lineage: Eukaryota; Metazoa; Chordata; Actinopteri; Cichliformes; Cichlidae
Gene: abcb4
Product: ATP-binding cassette, sub-family B (MDR/TAP), member 4
Biological process (GO): transmembrane transport
Cellular component (GO): membrane
Molecular function (GO): ATP binding; ABC-type transporter activity; ATP hydrolysis activity
Source: RefSeq, a predicted model, not a curated record
GAGAACAUCCGAUAUGGCCGAACCGACGUGACGCAGGAGGAGAUUGAACAAGCUGCCAAGGAAGCAAACGCUUAUGACUUCAUUAUGAAGCUACCCGAUAAGUUUGGGACUCUGGUGGGAGAUCGGGGGACUCAGAUGAGCGGAGGACAAAAGCAGAGGAUCGCCAUCGCCCGAGCUUUAGUCCGCAACCCCAAAAUCCUCCUGUUGGAUGAAGCCACAUCUGCGCUCGAUGCUGAGAGUGAGACCAUCGUGCAGGCGGCGCUUGAUAAGGUCCGGUUGGGUCGAACCACACUAAUCGUGGCUCACCGCCUUUCAACAAUCAGAAACGCUGAUGUUAUUGCCGGCUUCAAAGAUGGCAAGGUUGUAGAGGUGGGAACUCACAGCGAGCUGAUGGAAGGAAAGGGAGUCUACCAAACACUGGUCUCCAUGCAGACGUUUCAGAAAAAUGCGGAGGAGGAGCAUGAGCCGUCUGCAGAUGAGAGAAGCCCAGGAGUCAGGUCGUUGUCUGAGUCUUCUCUCUUCAAGAGGAAGAGCACAAAAGGUGCAUCCUUUAAAACUUCAGAAGGGGACAAAGAGGAAAAGAAAAAGUUGACUGGUGAUAACUUGGAGGAUGAAGACGUUCCCCCUGUGUCGUUCCUCAAAGUGAUGGCUCUGAACACUUCAGAGCUGCCAUACAUUCUGCUGGGGACCCUUUGUGCCAUUAUCAAUGGUGCAAUACAGCCUGCGUUUGCCGUCGUCUUCUCAAAGAUCAUCAAUGUGUUUGCAGAACCGGACCAAGACAUUGUCAGACAAAGAUCAGUUUUCUUUUCCCUCAUGUUUGCUGCUAUUGGAGCAGUUUCCUUUGUCACCAUGUUUCUACAGGGUUUCUGUUUUGGUAAAUCUGGAGAGGUCCUCACCUUGACACUGAGACUGAGGGCCUUUAAGUCCAUGAUGAGGCAGGAUCUGGGCUGGUUUGACCAACCAAAAAACAGUGUUGGUGCGCUCACUACGAGACUGGCCACAGAUGCAGCCCAAGUGCAGGGGGCCGCAGGCGUGCGUAUGGCCACACUCGCUCAGAACUUCGCCAACAUGGGCACCGGUUUGAUCUUGGGUUUUGUGUACGGCUGGGAGCUGACUCUGCUGCUCCUGUCUCUGGUGCCCAUCAUUGCAGUGGCUGGAGCCAUUGAGAUGAAGAUGCUCGCCGGACACGCUGCUGAAGACAAGAAGGAGCUGGAGAAGGCUGGAAAGAUUGCCACAGAGGCCAUCGAGAACAUCCGCACCGUGGUCUGCCUCACAAGAGAGGAAAAGUUUGAAGCUUUGUAUCAGGAGAACCUCGAUGUGCCCUACAAAAACUCAAAGAAAAUGGCACACAUCUACGGCCUCACCUUCUCCUUUUCCCAGGCGAUGAUCUAUUUCGCUUAUGCGGCCUGUUUCCGUUUUGGUGCUUGGCUCAUUAUAGCUGGAAGGAUGAGUGUCGAAGGGGUCUUCCUUGUGAUUUCAGCCGUUCUGUUUGGUGCCAUGGCUGUCGGUCAAGUCAACUCCUUCGCUCCAAACUACGCGAAGGCCAAACUGUCUGCUGCCCACAUCAUGAUGCUGUUAAACAAGGAGCCUGCCAUUGAUAAUCUGUCAAAGGACGGAGACUGUCCGGACCAGUUUGAUGGUAAUGUGACCUUUGAGAGGGUCAAGUUUAAUUAUCCUUCACGUCCUGAUGUACCCAUCCUGCAAGGGCUGAAUCUGAGUGUAAAGAAGGGAGAAACUCUGGCCUUGGUGGGAAGCAGCGGCUGUGGGAAGAGCACCACCGUCCAGCUGCUGGAGAGGUUCUAUGACCCGCUGGAUGGGAAAGUGGUGUUGGACAAAUCUGAUGCCAAAAACUUGAACAUUCACUGGUUGAGGUCCCAGAUAGGCAUCGUCUCCCAGGAGCCCGUGCUGUUCGACUGCUCUUUGGCUGAAAACAUUGCCUAUGGAGACAACAGCCGCAAAGUCAGCAUGGACGAGAUAGAGGCAGCGGCCAAAGCAGCCAACAUUCACAACUUCAUAGAGGGUUUGCCACUGAAAUAUGACACGCAGGCAGGUGAUAAGGGGACACAGCUGUCAGGUGGUCAGAAGCAGCGAAUAGCCAUAGCCCGAGCCAUCCUCCGCAACCCCAAACUGCUGCUGCUGGAUGAGGCCACUUCUGCGCUGGACACUGAGAGCGAGAAGGUGGUGCAGGAGGCUCUGGACCAGGCCAGCAAGGGCAGGACGUGCAUCGUCGUGGCCCACCGUCUGUCCACCAUCCAGAACGCAGACCGCAUUGCUGUAUUCCAGGGAGGAGUCGUGGUGGAGCAGGGGACACAUCAGCAGCUGCUGGCAAAGAAGGGGGUCUACCACAUGCUUGUCAACAGACAGAUGGGACACAGUGACAAAUAACCCAUAGUGUCCAUAAUCUUGAGUUCUGGAUUAAACACUGGUGCCUUAGAUCAUCACUCCUCCCAUGCAGAUUCAGACAGUGGCUCCUGUGGCUUAAACCUAAAUGUAUAAAGUCUGAAUUCUGAUUGGCUGUCACUUGUGACUGUCCUUCCCACAAGAGAUUUUUGACGUUUGUGGGGUGCAGAUGUAAACGGUAAAACUGAUAUUAUUUUUCUUUUUUGGCUUACUCACUGUUGGUGGAUACAAGUUGAUUAAUGUGUACUUUUCCUGCUUAGCUAAGUGGCAGAUUUGGCUUCUAAAGAGCCUUUUUGUGCAAGUAGAAAAAGUGACCUUUGAGGUAGAUAUUUUUACUUGUAGGGAGAACACUGGAAUUAAAAAUGGCUGCAUUCUUUUUAAACAGGCUAAAGUAAAUUCAAUGACCAGUCCUCUUUGUUCGUUUGUCUAUGCACUGGUUUUAUGCCUCUGACGAUGGGAUCAUCACUGUCUGGAAUAGUUUUGGGUAAAAUCUUUAAUAUUUAUACUGUUAUGACUCAGUUCAGCGUCUUGGCUUGAGUUGGAGGACCAAAGUACCUGAGCAGUUAAAGCCUGGGAAAUGCUGCGCAAAUGUUAAUUUUCAUUUGCGACGUUUCUGUGGAAUUCACAUAAAAUGUAAUUUUGUUUCUAUUUUUUUAGAGGAUGUGCUGCUUUGUAACUGUUAAUGUUUUAUAUUCA